UCCUCAUCCCUCGAAUGGAGGUUUCGGCUGCAACUCCUGUCCCUCUCUCUCCUUCUCCUCCUCUUCCUUUAGACAUGUACUCCUCAAUGGAUACAACAAACCUCUCCACAAUAGAAGAGGAGACACCCUGUGAACAGUGUAAGGCGGCAGUUGCCUCGGUAGAAUGCCGUGGAUGCCUGAUGGACGGAGAGCCUUUUUAUUACUGUAAGUCCUGCUCUGACAUGAUUCAUGUUGGUAACAGAAAAUGUAGCCAUCCCUUGACACAUCUUGUUCAUGUUGAUGAGCUCAAACGUAACAUGAAGGCAACGCUGGAUCUAGUAGAGAAGUCUUAUGAGACGGAUAAAGCAUCAAUUGCAAAGGCUGAAGAACUUAAGGCAGACGUUGUAACAAGAUCAGAAAACUUGACAGCGGAAUGUAAAUACCUUUUCAGUGACCUUAGGACUUUACUUGACAACAAGGAGAAGGAAUUGAUUAAUUAUUUUGAGUCAAAGCAUAAAGAAGGCCUUGAACUUGCUUCUGCCGAAAAAGAAAAAUGUGAAUCUCGUAUUGUACUGUCGGGACAGAUGAAAGAAGAUCUAAAGCAGCUGAUUGAAUUGCCAGUUGAAGAGUUUAAAGAGCAAGUCCUCACUGUAAUUCCUGAAGUUAAUAAUAUGGAAGGUGUUUUUAAUGCUUCAAAUGAGUCUUCAUUAUUGAAAUUAGAGUCUUUGCUGAGCCAGUUAAGCUUUUUGCCUGAUACUAAUAAUCUGAAGAGCUUUAUAUUGAGUUAUUGUGUUCCUUAUCGUCCAGAAUGGAAUGAAGGUGAUUCAGUGCUGGUAGUUGCUCCUGCUCUUAAUGUUGAUUCAAACGGACACUUUUGGUUACAAGAACCAUCAACUCCAGCUGUGCUGGGACACCUUUCCUUAAUAUCUCAGACACUCACUAACAUGGCUAAUUCAAGGAGAGUAAGAUCAACAGAUACUCAGUUCUCUCAAGGUGAUAUUUGUGCUGCAUUUUAUCCUCGUGACAGCCAGUGGCAUAGAGCAUAUAUAGAGAAAGUCAUGUCAAAGGACCAUGAACAAAAAAUGUUGGUGAGAUAUCUUGACUAUGGUAACACCGAGGAGUUGUAUCAUGACUGUCUAAUGGCUUUACCAUCAAGAAUGAAGGAGUAUCCUUUUCAGUGUCGUAGGUGUAAGUUCUCUGAUGAUAUCACAGUUCAAUUGAAGACAUGUAGAGAGGCUAAAUGGAAAUAUUCUGAUCUUGCAGCCGCAAACAGCAUGACAGCAAUAAUACUGGAGAAAAGUGUUGUUCCUGAAGCGCACAUUGCCUUAUUUACGAUCCAACUCUUCAUUGAUGAUGUUGAUAUUGGAGAGAGAGUCCUUGAGGUCGUUAAAGACGUCGCUGCUAGAAAGAAAGAGCCUUAUCCAAUGAUGUGUAAAGAUAUUCGAUAUAUCGAUAAAGCUCCGCCCAUUGAGUCUGACUCCGCCCAUGCCUCAACUCCGCCCCCUUUUGAUGUCCUUGCGUUACUAGAUACUUAUGAAACAGGUCAAGCAGAGAGUGGAGCUGAUACCAAAUCAAAAGGAACCGAUCAACAGGGAACUGGUCAACAAGGAACUGAUCAACAGGGAACUGAUCCACAAGGAACUGAUCAACGAGGAACUGAUCAACAAGGCUCUGAAUCAGACAAGACAAAUACUGCAGAAGUUGGUUUAGUUGUUGAAGCUCCACCCACUGAGAGUAUUGAAGACGAUAUUGUCAUAGAAACUACUGAUGUGGCGACUGGGUUGUUAGAAGUGAGUGGGGCUAGUGAUAAUGAAGCUACUGGCCAAUUAUCUGCCGAUAGUAAAGAUGAUAUGGGCGUGGUCCCAAUGGAACUGGUUACUAGUAACAGCUCAUUUUCAAGUGUUGACGAAAAGGGAAUUGAUGGUGUUAAACCUGAUAUUAACACUGAUCUCAACACUGAUCUUAACACUGACAUUAAUGCUUCUGAAGUCACUAAUGGGGUUGCAUUGACUGAUGCUCCUCCCACUAAUUUAAUUGAUGAAUCUGUGCCAGCCAAAACUGAAAUUGAUAUUGACGAUAAUGAUAACGUUGAUUUGAAAUCGGUUGAUACUGGAGUCAAUAUUACUGAUAAUGCUGAUUCAACUGAUCGCAAAUCAAGCGUUGACUCUAACACUGAUACCACCAUUGUUAACGAAGGUACUGAUACUAAUGAUGAUACUAUAACAGAAAUGAACCCAGACCUAUUACCAUCAGUAGCAGCUGUUACUAAUCUUAAAGAUAAUAAAGAAGAACAUACUCCACCUGCAACUAGUACUGGACCGGAAGCUGCUGCUAAAGAUAAAGAAACUAUUACAGUACAUUAUGCAGCUGGACAAAAUACUACUGAACAAACCACAGCUGCUAAUAGUCUUGUUGAAGAUAAUACAGGUUCUUCUAAUACUGGUUUAAUGAAUGAUAGUCCUACUACUACUGAGUGUAUUCCUAUUCCAAUAGCUACUAAUGUUCAAACUGUACCAGUUGCUAAUGAAGGAUCUCACUUUAAUGAGGAAGCCCCUUCAUUAAUAGCUAAUCAUUUAAUCUCAACUCCCCUUGUUCAUGAUCACUCCUCUGUAAGCUCCUCCCCUCUUGACUCCACCUCUAAGAAAGACGUCGAAUCGGAUUCACACACUUUGAUUUCAGAUGCCGAUCAUGAGUCUGAUUUUGGGGACGAGAAAAAGAGACAAAAGAUCAAACGAUCGUUCACUCAUCGCUCUAAUAAUAAGUUGUCUCUUCCGACUGAUUCCGAUACGACUGCUGAUGAUACUGAUUCCGUUUCUCAGGCCUCGCCCCUAAAGACCACACCUCCAACUAAAUCACUUCCCAAACUCACUCUUGAUCUCAGUUCUCAAUUAGCGGCAGAAGAGGUGGGCGGAGUUACUUGUAAUCCUGAUUCUACUGUCUAUCAUCCUCUGAUUGUUGAAGGUGCUAAGCUUUCGGUUAUUAUUAAUUCUGGUUUGGAUAGCUCCGGUUAUUUCUGGUGUCAGAUUUCUUUGGAUGACGUGGAGACUGACAUUUAUGCAAAGCUCUUUGAUAAAUUACAGGAGCAUGCUGAGAGUAAGGGUCAGUAUACUCCAGUAUUCUUUAAUCCAGGGGAUUUGUGUUUGGCUGUGUUUUCAGAAGACGGUUUAUGGUACAGAAGCAAAGUUGAAGCUAUUGGCGAAGAGAACACACUAUCCUUGAGGUUUAUGGAUUACGGUAACUGUGAGUCCGUUCCUGUCACUAAUGUCAUGGCUCUUAAAUCCACUUUCAAGGCACUACCUUUCCAGGCAUUUCGGUGCUGUUUAUCUGACAAAGAAAAGACUACAUUUACUAGACAAGAAUGUCACCGUUUUGAUAAUAUUAUUCAAGAUUCUUCUUCUGCCACUGCUGUUGUGGAGUCUGUAUUAGACUCUGUUGUGUAUGUGAAGAUACUGAUAGAUAAGGAAGGGAAAGAGGUUGAUCUAUUGAGUUCUGUGUCUACCAGUAAGAGCAGGAGCUAUUCGUUUGAGAUGACACCAGAAGAGGAGAAUGUGGAGGGUCUUACUUGGGCUGAAAGAACUGACAGAGAUUUAUACACCCACUCUGAUUCUGACGUGUUCCUUAAAUCCAAUGCAGCUGCUCCUAAAGUGGGCGGAGAGAGGGUUUGUGCUGGUACUGAUAUUGAUGAUCCUUGGAACUCAGAGACUGAGUCUCGAACUUUAACUUUAAAUAAGAAGAGCCCCCUGCCUAAGAGGAAAGACAGCUUUGAGAAAAGAGGAAGAGCUUCUAAUAUGAGAGAGCCAAUAAAAUCCUCUGUUGCCACGGCAACCAGAAGCUCCGCCCCCUUAGCGCCAAAUGGUAGCCCCACCCCUCUCAGCACUGCUGCCGAUACUAAGAAACCUUUAAAGAACCGAGCUGUCGUUAAUACGUCAGGCAUUGCAAAGUAUCUGGGGAGAGAUGAUAAAAAGGUUGUCCUGGCUAGGAGAGAUGUGGAAGAGAAAAAUGGAAAGCAAGGUUUGCUAGGUUCGCCACCACCUCGCACUGUUUGGAACAUUGAUGCUGCCCCAAAGUCUCUACCAACGCGUCAAAGAACCUUGUCCGGAUCAACCACAGACUCUACAGCUUCAACUGACCGUCGCACAACCUUUGAGUCAUCAUCAGCUGAACCUCAAUCAAAAGGAGGACGAGGGAGAGGGAGGGGAGGUCCUAGGAGAGGAGGGGCCAGUGUGGCUGGUAGAGACACAGCUCAUAUUCCAGACACUCAAGACAUUGUCAGCUUGUUUGUUAAGAACAUUCCUUCUUCCUAUUCCAUUCAAGACAUCAUUGAUGGUUUUAGUCCUUUUGGUAAAGUGUAUGAUGUAAGGAGACUACCACAUAAGGGUAAACGUGGAGAAAAAAUACACUAUGUGGACAUGCUGAGACCUAAUGCUAUGAAGGCCAUUAAAGGUCUUGAUGGCUUCAAAGUCCCUUCGGCCACCCGAGGCCUCUUUGUUAGGUUAGACUACCAAUUUGAAAAAUAGUGUCAUGGUAUUCUUAAUUACUUAUCAUAACCAAUUAUUAUAUAUAAUCACAUUCUACUCAUUAUCAUUAUUAUUAUUAUUAUAUCAUUGAUUGUUUUACAUCUGAUUCCUUUCAAAAGUGACUUUACAUGAUGAUUUAACAUUUGAUUUUGUGUACAAUGAUUUUUUUAAUUAUGA
Molecule: messenger RNA, 4673 nt
Organism: Amphimedon queenslandica
Lineage: Eukaryota; Metazoa; Porifera; Demospongiae; Haplosclerida; Niphatidae
Exons: 27
Coding region: 15-4496 (1493 amino acids)
Biological process (GO): P granule organization; spermatogenesis; piRNA processing
Cellular component (GO): P granule
Molecular function (GO): RNA binding
Source: RefSeq, a predicted model, not a curated record